CGUGAAUUGGCCCAGGGCAGCUGUGGAUACAGAUGUAGUUUACCACCCCAGUGUUUGAGUGAGUGAUGGCUUCGCUUCAUUCUGAGGUGCUUUGGGUGUUUGGGAAGCUAUCAAAAUCGAAUCCGUGAUUUUUAUUCCAAAUCACAUUCAGUCCACAUUUUUGCCAAGACUUGUCCUUUUUCAGGUGGUGCUCGCUGAUGGAGCCUCGUUCACUUCCGUUACUUUCAGAAAAUAAAAAAGCACUUUUUGCUGGCGUUUGCGACCUCGUGACUUUCCCCCGCGCGCACAUGACAGCCAUUACGGCCCGCUCAUUGAAGGCCGCUCGUCCCCCAUUCACCCUGCAUGUGACACCGCGGCGGGGCGGGUCCGUUAGCAUGUGCUGAAGUGCCGAGCGGGGAACGCCGGGACGGGGGCGCUCAAGAGGAUUUUCCAUCUUAACUGUCAGAAACAGUCAAGCCACCUGCAGGUGAGCUUUCAUGGGGGGGUUGCAGGAUGCCUCCCAAAGUUACAUUCAAGCACUUUGAAAACGGAAAGGAGUCGCGAGAAGCGCAUCUGAUUUAUUUAACGCUUGAGUGAAGUGGGGUCACCGUGGGGUCACGGCCCCCACGCUAAAAACAAUAAUGUGACACGUCGGUGUUGCUCAUCUUCACCCGAAAUCCUCUUCGGCGGGAUUAGCAAGACGGCGUCCAUUGAAACGCUCCAGGCUGCGGCGCCCGCUUUGUCCCGCUUUGUCCCGACUUCCACCCAACGACGCUGCUUCCUGCUGCGACGCUCUCUCUCUGAAGACUACAAACGGCGGUGACGCUCUCGCUGCCGGUUUAACAUUUCCACGGCGACACCCUCUCAGCGGGAGGAUCUCCUUGGCGACGCCCCGCGCCGACACGCCUGGGGGGUGGCCGUUGUCUUUUUGAAGGCAGGUGCGUCCUGCUCCGUCUGUCUCUGCGUGGGAACAUCUACGCCGCCUGAUAAGCGCAUCUGAGAGAGUUUUUGUUUUUGAAGCCCAAGGCCGCGGCCCGAGGAGGGCCCUGAAUGCAGCGUCCACUUUCACCUGAGUGAGUCAGACACGGCAGACCUUCAAGCAGCCAUGGAGGACUUUGGAGCCCAAACAGCCCAGAACCUGCAAGUGGACCACAGGAGGCUUGUCGGGCACACCGAGCCGCCAAGAAGUGUCUCACCCAGGGAGGGCGAACGCUUGGUGCGGCAGAUCCUGCACGGGCACGGCCACGAAACGGCGGCCCAGCGGUACAGCGCCACUCGCAUCCAGGCCGGCCUUGGCCCCGAGAGCAUGGCAGAUUACCUAAUCAGCGGCGGUACAGGAUACGUCCCCGAGGACGGACUCUCGGCCCAGCAGCUCUUCUCCAUCGGAGAUGGCCUGACAUACAACAGAUGUGACCGACAAGCGUGUGUUGUCUCCGACGGUCAAACGGCUGAAGAGCUUUGCUCUAAAGGAGAUGGGUUGACGUACAACGACUUCCUGAUUUUACCUGGCUUCAUCGACUUCACCUCCGACGAAGUGGACCUAACGUCAGCACUGACCAGGAAGAUCACGUUGAAGACCCCCCUCAUCUCCUCACCCAUGGACACCGUCACAGAGUCGGCCAUGGCCAUCGCAAUGGCGCUAAUGGGAGGCAUCGGCUUCAUCCACCACAACUGCACGCCUGAAUUCCAAGCCAAUGAGGUCCGCAAGGUCAAGAGGUUCGAGCAAGGUUUCAUCACAGACCCGGUGGUGAUGAGUCCGCGCCAAACGGUCGGCGACGUGCUGGCGGCCAAAGUGCGACACGGCUUCUCGGGAAUCCCGGUCACCGAGACGGGCAAGAUGGGCAGCAAGCUGGUGGGCAUCGUCACCUCCAGAGACAUCGACUUCCUGUCUGAGAAGGACCACAACAAACCUUUAGCGGAGGCAAUGACAAAGAGGGAAGAGCUGGUUGUCGCACCGGCUGGCGUCACCCUGAAAGAAGCCAAUGACAUCCUGCAGCGCAGCAAAAAAGGCAAGCUUCCCAUCGUGAACGACAACGACGAGCUGGUGGCCAUCAUCGCCAGGACCGACCUGAAGAAGAACAGGGACUACCCGCUGGCCUCCAAAGACUCCCGCAAACAGCUGCUGUGCGGUGCCGCCAUCGGCACCCGGGACGACGACCAAUUCAGGCUGGACCUCCUGGUGCAGGCGGGUGUGGACGUGGUGGUGCUGGACUCGUCACAAGGCAACUCCGUGUUUCAGAUCAACAUGAUCAAUUACAUCAAGCAGAAGUAUCCUGACUUGCAAGUGGUGGGAGGAAACGUGGUGACGGCGGCUCAGGCUAAGAAUCUGAUUGACGCCGGCGUGGAUGCGCUGCGGGUCGGCAUGGGCUGCGGCUCCAUCUGCAUCACGCAGGAAGUCAUGGCGUGCGGGCGGCCCCAGGGGACCUCCGUGUACAAGGUGGCCGAGUACGCCCGGCGCUUCGGCGUGCCCGUCAUCGCCGACGGUGGCAUUCAGACGGUGGGCCACGUGGUGAAGGCGCUGUCGCUUGGAGCGUCCACCGUGAUGAUGGGCUCGUUGCUGGCGGCGACCACCGAGGCUCCCGGCGAGUACUUCUUCUCUGACGGCGUGCGGCUGAAGAAGUACCGCGGCAUGGGUUCACUGGACGCCAUGGAGAAGAGCACCAGCAGCCAGAAACGCUACUUUAGCGAGGGCGACACGGUGAAGGUGGCGCAGGGGGUGUCGGGCUCCGUGCAGGACAAGGGCUCCAUCCACAAGUUUGUACCGUACCUCAUAGCCGGCAUUCAACACGGCUGCCAGGACAUCGGAGCCAAGAGUCUCUCUGUGCUCCGGUCCAUGAUGUACUCCGGAGAGCUCAAGUUUGAGAAGAGAACCAUGUCUGCACAAGUGGAAGGGGGCGUUCAUGGACUCCACUCUUACGAGAAGCGUCUUUACUGAGGACCAGCACUCCACGUGACCUUAUUUAAAAGAGACCAAACGUUUAACCGCCACACCUGCGACCACCACGUCCAAACAGACGCUCCCUCCGGGCCUCAGACCACACCCGACGUUGGGGCGCUUUGCACUCAAGAAGCGGCGCAUCAGGGUUUCCCCAAUCGCGCAAACACACACAAACACACACACACACACACACACACACGCACACAAGCGCACAUUAGAGUGUUAUGUUGUACGACAUCUUGUCCCCCCCCCCCCGGCGCUGCCCACAAUCAGCAGCACCACAUCCAGCGUCCCAUCUCACGUUUAACGUGGCGACGCAACGGGACCAAAAAGUGAACAUCAGGUAUGUUUUUCCACGAGUGACGACUUGUUUAUCCUAGAAAACGAAAGAACUUGUACGGCCCCAAGCAGGGGUGCUUUAGGAGAUCUUCACGGUGUUUUGAUAUGCAUGUUUUCUUUUUUCCAUGGGCCAAACACGGCUGUAUUUUUAUUGCGCGUUGUUGUACUUACUGCCAAGUCUAUUUAUACGUCCUCUUUUUGUAACCUCUAAACCAAAUCCAGCGCCUGUUACCUACCUUGUAUCGCGCUCAUUGGUUCUUUUUUAAGUUGGUGUUUACCUGACAGACUCCUCGAGAAGUGGGCGGGUUUUUCUGUUUUCUGUUUGGCUCUUCGUCUGGGUUGCAAAGAACUGCGAGGCGCGUUUGGGGUUUUGGACUUGAAGACGACUUUUUGGAAGGCUGACUUGUGCUCGACCCUGCGACGGGUCCGCUCGACUCACGCAGAGAAACCAUGUCACUUGGAAAGACUUCCCACGCCCACAGACCUUUUAAGCGUUGUUGCUGGAGUCCUGGAUUGAAACUCUUUAGAAUUCAGUAUUUUUUUUGGUGGGCGGGGGGUGGGGAGUUAUUGUGACACAACAUGUUUACUCUACAAAGACGUUUUUUUUCCUUUUCAGUUUGG
This is a messenger RNA of Dunckerocampus dactyliophorus (ringed pipefish), 3877 nucleotides long. RefSeq names its product IMP (inosine 5'-monophosphate) dehydrogenase 1b (gene impdh1b). The record is from RefSeq and is a predicted model, not a curated record. Gene Ontology annotation, biological process: GTP biosynthetic process. Gene Ontology annotation, cellular component: cytoplasm. The transcript is spliced from 16 exons. The coding region runs from base 1085 to 2914 and encodes 609 amino acids. NCBI's taxonomy places the organism in Eukaryota, Metazoa, Chordata, Actinopteri, Syngnathiformes, Syngnathidae. Gene Ontology annotation, molecular function: IMP dehydrogenase activity.